This is a messenger RNA of Helicoverpa zea (corn earworm), 3454 nucleotides long. RefSeq names its product inter-alpha-trypsin inhibitor heavy chain H4-like. Lineage: Eukaryota; Metazoa; Arthropoda; Insecta; Lepidoptera; Noctuidae. Bases 162 to 3047 code for a protein of 961 amino acids. The record is from RefSeq and is a predicted model, not a curated record. The transcript is spliced from 21 exons.
GUCCUAACGAGUUCCGCGGCGGCCAACGACGAGCACGCACGCUCCCUGACGGCGCGCGAUAGUGACGCUCUACAUUGCUGAGGGUGGACGUGGAACGUGCCAGAGCUUGAGGGACAAUUGGUGCAAUCAUCUCGUUGAGCGUAAACAAACGAGAAAUCAUCAUGAACCGCUAUCUAGCGGUGUUUGGGUGCGUGUGCGCAAUAGCGGCGCUGGCGCACUCAGCUGCUGUGCCGACUCAGGACACUAUGGUCGUCGCCAAGUCUGAUGAUACCAUCGCUACCAGCACUCCGUCUGUGGAGGAGGUCACCACAGAAGAAUCAAGUCCGCCGAUAAAACUGACGGAAAUGGAAGUAGUGUCGGAGGUAUCGCUGCGGUAUGCGCACACAACGGUGGUGGCGCGCGUGCGCAAUCCCGCCAAGCGCGCGCAGGAGGCCAACUUCAGGGUGCUGCUGCCAGAGACCGCCUUCAUCAGCGGAUUUGUUAUGACGCUCGAUGGAAAAUCUUACAAAGCCUACGUGAAAGAAAAAGGAGAGGCAAAGCAGAUUUACCAAAACGCUGUCAGCCAGGGAAUUGGUGCUGCUCACAUUUCUGCUAAAGCUCGUGACUCAAAUCACUUCACGGUGUCCGUGAACGUAGAACCCUCUUCGAAUGCCAUCUUCAACUUGACGUACGAAGAGUUGCUGGUGCGCCGUAAUGGCGUAUACAACCAUGCUAUUAACUUACACCCUGGCGCGCUGGUGCCCAAGUUGACCGUCACCGUCCAUAUCAAGGAGACUGAAAAGCUUAUAGAGCUGAGAGUACCAGAAAUUAGAACUGGAAACGAAAUCGACGCUACUAAGGAUGAUGCUCAGAAUUCAAAGGCAACAAUCGUGAGAGCUCACGAUGACCGCGAAGCGACCAUCACUUUCACUCCAGACCUCCAGGAACAAGAAAGGCUCAUUCAGAUAUACACGCAAAAGUCAAAGGAGUCGGCUGCUGCCACUCACUCAUACUCGUCGUGGUCAUCUUACUCGGAGCCCGAAGAAGCAGCCCCGGAGGGUGUGCUGGGGCAGUUCGUGGUGCAGUACGACGUAGCCAGGCCUAAGGAUGGCGAAAUAUUGGUAAACGAUGGCUACUUCGUCCAUUUCUUCGCGCCGAGUGAGCUGCCGCCGCUGAGCAAGUUCGUGGUGUUCGUGCUCGACACGUCCGGCUCCAUGAUGGACCGCAAGAUCAUUCAGUUGCGGGAAGCCAUGCAGACCAUCCUCGGAGAACUGAACGAGGGCGACUACUUUAGCAUCGUUGAGUUUGAUUCCACUGUAACGGUCCAUGAUCUCAAAGAAGCGGAAGGCGAGCCCCCCAAACACCACUACUCGUACUCGUAUUUCGACGAACAAGAUAAGAAGGCGACACUGGUGCCGCCGUCUCAAGCUACUAAAGAAAAUAUUGACCGUGCUAAACGAAUCGUCAGCUGGCUUCAAGCGUCUGGAGGUACGAACAUCGGAAAAGCAUUAGAUGUGGCGGUGGACCUCAUCAACAAAGGGGUAGAGUGGAAGACUGAGGUAACAGUCUCCGGCACCGACAAGACGACCACAUCAGCAGGCCCCUCAGAGUCUGCUGUCACAAGUACUACGGAAGUUGCCGCUAAGAAAGAAGCGAAAUCUCUGGAGCCAAUCAUAAUCUUCUUAACUGACGGCGACCCGACGGUUGGCGAGACCGAUCCCAAACGCAUAAUCACCCGCGUGCAAGAGAAGAACUCCGGACCAAACAAGGCUACCAUUUUCUCACUGGCUUUUGGCGAGGACGCGGACCGCAAGUUCCUGCGCAAGGUGUCCCUGCGUAACGGCGGCUUCAUGCGACACAUCUACGAGGCGGCGGAUGCGGCGUUGCAGUUACGCGACUUCUACCGACAGAUCUCGUCACCGCUGCUGGCGGACCUCAAGUUCACAUACCCCUCUGGACAGGUGCGGUCGGAGUCGCUGACGCAGCACUCGUUCCCCACGUACUACGCGGGCUCGGAGCUGGUGGUGGCGGGACAGGUGCUGGACGUGCCCGAGCUGCAGCCCACCGUGCACGCCUUCUGCGGCGUACAAGACGGAUACGGCAGGAAACGCGUCGAGAUUGUACCGAAGGUGCCAAUAGAAAAGAAGAAGCAAGGUUACUUACCGUUGGAGCGGCUGUGGUCUUACCUCACUAUUAAACAGCUGCUGGACAAACGAGACGCUUCUGACGACAGCGACAAUGACGACAAAGAAAACUCCCCGGAGAAAAAGGCUUUAGCACUUGCAUUAAAGUAUGAAUUCGUAACUCCUCUGACAUCGCUGGUGGUAGUGAAGCCCAACGCUACAAACGCAGUCGACGCGGAGUCCGUAGACAAAGCAGCUGGACCUCUCAGCCUUUCCAGUGGUGCUCUAGCUCGGCCGAUGGCGAGUUACGGCGGGUUCGGCGGCGGCGUGAGCGCGAGUGCGUUCGGCAGUGUGGGCGCGGGCGGGUUCGCCGCACCCGCCGCUGUGUACACCGGCCUGGCUGGGCCGUCUUCCUCUGUCUUUGCCAGACCGGCAACUUUUUCGGCUUACUCCAGAACCACUCCAUUAUUACUAUACGCAUCCUCCAAGCCUGUGUUCCCGUUCUCAUCACAACAAGGUCGGAGAACUAAUACGUUUACCGCCAACACCAUGAGUGUUCCAAACAGAGGUGACAUGCUAAUGGUAGUUCCACGGACGACGACGAUACCGCCGAUCUUGCGGCCCAGUCUGGCCGACCUGCACCUGGACGGCUACACUUGGCUAGAGUCCUUGCUGGACGCUAGUGCGAGCACCAUCCUGCUGCCUACCAAUGACACCACGAUCACUCUGAAAAUAGUCAAAGACUCUGUUGUUCCCAAAGAAUCAAGUGGAGACGCAGAGUGCGCAAGCGCAGUAGGCGGUGGCACCGGUGUGUGCGUAUACCUGUCGCGAUGUGACUCCGCGCGGGACAUUACUGUGGACGUGUAUAAAACUACAUACUGCUCCGUCAGCCAAGGAUAUGCGGGGGUGUGCUGCCAGCAGAAAAAAGUUGACAUAGUACAUUGAUUACGGAAAUACCGCGGCAAAAUAUGUAUUGUUGUUCUGAAAUUUUGUGAUUACUUGUAGAUACAUAAUUUAAUACUUAAAAUUAUUAUUGCUGUAAAAAUCUAACAAGAUGUACGGGGCGUACAAAGCUAUAAAACUAUCACGGUUGAAACGAAAAUAAAUACUUUUAUGAAAUCGAUCGAUGCAACAUAAACUUGUGCCCUACAGUUAGAAAAAAGCAUAGGUAUUGUGUAAUUAUAAAAUGAUAAGUAGAAAUCAGUAAAAAUGCCGAAAACUUAUGGUGCUAGAUAAUGCAAUAGUGCCAUUUAUUAUAAUUAAAACAUGACCUACUGUUGUGAGAUGUACCUACUAUAACUAGUUCUCUUUUUAUACAAUUGAAUCUUAAAUAAAAAUAAGAUUAUUUUUAA